Symbiodinium pilosum is the source of this 2472-nucleotide messenger RNA. Lineage: Eukaryota; Dinophyceae; Suessiales; Symbiodiniaceae. The record is from the annotation of a GenBank genome assembly.
AUGGGGGCCAAAUGCAGCGAGAUGGCCUUGGGCACUCCCUCCCAGGUAACCCCUUCGCAGGCCCUGGUAGAGGAGGAUGAAGAUGAUGGAGAGGAUGAGGAUGCUGAAGAGGAGGAGGAAGAAGACGAUGAGGAGACCUCUGGCACAGUGAAAGCAGACGCAGAGAAAGCCCUGAAGGGCGGCCUCGUGCGCGGUAAAACCGCUGCCUUCGAGGAGGCCAUCGACUUCGCCACCUUGGUUGGCAUCAAUGAAGACAUGAUCGCUCAGGCAGAGGCCAAGCUUCAACAGCACAAGGUUUUACGAGAACGGGAAGUUUUCAUAGAGGAGCUUCCCAAGUUUCUCGACUCCGAAGAUGCUGAUGAUGAAGCGAAGUGUCAGGAGCAGAUCGAGGUGGGCAAGAAGCACGGCGUUCCUGAGUCCCACCUGAUGCUCCUGCGACAGCGCAUCGAGGCUAUUGAUGGCACUCCUUCUGUCAAGCGGGCUUUCGUGGCACCCUUUGCUGCUGCUGGCUGCGGCGCUUCGACCGAGAACGAGACCUUCGGCCCGAUCGAGGAGAGCUCCUUCGGCCCGGACGACCUGGUUCUCUACGGCGAGACGCUGCACCAGCGCUGUCAAGCCUACCUCCUGUACCUUGACGAGCCCCUGAACCUCUUGGAGAGCGACAGCACCUCGACGGAGUGCUACGCCCUGUUCGGUGUCUUCAGCUGCUCCAUCGAAUCGAUGGCAUCCUCGUCGGCUACUCCGGGCGGCAGUGGCAUUCCGUUGCAGGAGUUCAGGAGAGACUGUCCUCCAGGGUGGUCUCCGGGGCUCCCCGACUAUCCGUUGAGAUUGUUUUUCGAUAAAUUAAAGCUUUGGUACCAGAUCUUUGACGGUGCUGACGAGCUGGUUGGUCCCUUGGUGGCUGGGAGAUUGCAAGGCAAAGCACAGCGCUUGGCCCUUCAGCUUCGUUUGCCGAGACCGGACGGAGGCGUGGACGUAGGGUCAGAUGCCUUGGUCCGUUUGUCAGUGGACGAGGUGAGAGAUCCGACCAACCCUGCCAUCAUCCUUCAGACGGCAAUACCGUCAUGGAUCCAGUCCCUAUGCAACUCGUUGAGAGAUGCCUUCGGAUUCUCUGAUCAAGAGCUUGUGUCAAAAAGCAUAGAGGACUUCAUGGAAUUCCGUAGAGGUCGCGUGGCUUUCUCUGAGUUCAGCAUUGAGUUCGACAUGCGGCUCGAGGAGGCCACGUUGGUGGACGACAUUAAGCUUCAGAUUCAAGGCGAUAACCACGACGCCUACUUCAUGGGCGACGAGGACGACGACUGGGAUGACUCCUGGGAGGACGGCUGGUACGGCGACAUGUACUGGCAGGACGACUAUGACGAGUACUAUGAUGCGGAGUCGAGGGAGCCUUCGGAACCUCCGGCGACUCCUGGUGCCUCUUCCUCGUCACCUCCGACGACAUCUCCAGCGACAGCCCCAGCUGCAUCACAAGACGAGAGCUUCCCAAUGCAAAAGGGAAAAGGCCGUGGCUGCUCGGUCUGUGGAUCAAAGUGGCAUUCUGCCUCCAGCUGUCCCGUGAACAACGGGAAAGGCAAAGGCAGUGGAAAAGGGUCGCCCGGCUACUCUGGCAACAAAGGCGGCUACGGCGGCAAAGGUGGAUACAGCAAGGGUUAUGGCAAGCCUCGGGGCUCAAAAGGCAAGGGCAAGAAGGGCAAGAGCAAGUGGUCGCCGUAUCGUGGAUAUGGCAAAGGCUAUGGCGGCUACGGCAAGAAGGGCGGUUCCGGCUACGGUGGUGGCGGCUACUUCGGCUUCAGCGACAAGAAGUUGAACAACAGCUUCCACGGACCGCCUGCUCGCUCUUCCCCAUUGAAGAAGAAGCAUGUUCGCUUUGAGGACGAGGGUCAGGACAUGAUCCUCCAUCUCAACCGCCCCAAGGCUUCCUUGGUCUCAGUGUCCUCCGAGGGCGUCACUGAGCCAUCCAAUGAGGAACCGAGUGCCAGCACAGCCGUGGAGAAGCGUCUUGACUUCUCCUUUGCCAUGGGCAUUUUCUCAUCCUUGGAGAGCUACCAUACCGUGAAGGGCGACAAGCAACGCGGCCUUCUUGUCGAUCCUGGUGCUGCUUCUGGACUCAUAGGGUCAGAGACACUUCGUGAUCUUCUGAGUGUGCUUCCUCAAGCAAGGCAAGGGGAGGUCACCUGGAAUCAUCAAAAGACGCACAAUGUGAGUGGGAUCUCUGGCAAUCCAGAAGCAACCAUGGGUGAGGUGACGAUACCUUUGACUCUGGCAGGUGCCAGUGGAGAUUACCGCGCUGAUGUUCUUGGUGGUGAUGGCUCGCCGUGCCCGGCACUACUUGCAAAUCCAGCACUACGGCGUCAACGAGCCGCGAUCCUCACGGACUACUUUGAGAACGGCGAUGGUGUCCUUGUGGUGCAGAAGGCUGACCAAGAAAGACACUAUCUUCGCAUCCUUUUGACUGACUCUGGUCAUUACUAG